AUGUAUGUGGAGUACUGUGAGAACUUCAACCUUUGUUACAGUGAGAACGUGUUAAUUGUGGAUCACACAAGCAUGAGGAUUCUGUCAUCCUGCUGCAAGAUGUCGGACAUAAUGGCAGAAGGAAUUACAAUUGUAGAAGACAUCACUAAAAGGCGUGAACCAAUCCCCAGUUUGGAGGCUAUCUAUCUAAUCUCACCCACUGAAAAGUCUGUGAGAGCAUUGAUAAAUGACUUCAGAGAAGUACCCACCUUCACCUACAAAGCCGCACAUGUGUUCUUCACUGACAGUUGUCCUGAUGCACUCUUUGCUGAAGUGGGAAGAUCAAAAGUCACAAAAGUCAUUAAAACGUUGAAGGAAAUUAAUGUGGCCUUCAUCCCUUAUGAGUCACAGGUGUACUCACUGGAUGCUCCUGAGACUUUCCACUGUUUCUUCAGCUCCCACAGGUCAUCAGAGAAGGGCAAAAUGAUGGAGAUUCUGGCGGAACAAAUAGCUACAUUGUGUGCCACUGUAAAAGAGUACCCUGCUGUUAGAUAUAGAAAGGCUUCUGAAGACACCUGCACUUUGGCACAAUUGGUUCAUGAGAAACUGAUUGCUCAUAAAGCUGACAACCCCCGUAUGGGUGAGGUGAGUAUUACUCACAUUUAUCUUACUUUUGCAGGUUUUUUUUUUGACAAAACAUAUCAAGUUUAUUGUAUGAUUAAAGCAGAUGUAACUGUCAUUCAUAGUAUCUGUAAAAAGCUGUAUGAAGCUUGCAAGUAUUUUUUUUCCAGUGAAGAUGCAAUACAUAGGAACAAUAAAACAUUUAAUUUAACUAAGAAAAAAAUUGAUUUAAUGCAGGAGUUAAGGCAAGACGAAACUUUACGAUUUACGAAACCUGACAAGGGUGAGGGUAUAGUCAUCUUUAACAAGAUUGACUAUGUUAACUCAUUGUCAGAUGCUCUUUCUGAUAGCACUAACUAUUUGACAUCCUCUAAGAAUGAAGUGCUUAUUACGUAUAACAAGAUUCAACUUUUACUUGAAGAUGCACGCCUUCAAGGAGUUAUUUCUGAAGAGCUUUUCAUUUUUUUAAAGUCUCCUGACUCCCAACCUCCUGCAGCUAAACGACCAGACAGAUUUUAUAAGGUCCCCCAGGACAUUCAGUUUCUUUACAAGAACCCUCCUGCUGACCAAGCUGUUAUAGCUGUUUCUGCAAACAAGACCUCCAGACAGCUUCCUCCUUCUGCUCUUUAUCCAGCUGAUAAAGACAGCAAAUUUAUGGACAGGACAGGUAAAAAGGUCUACACAUCUUACACUCUGGCCAUUAGAGCCCUGAACUACCAAACCCACAUGGCAAGAUAUGAAACACCAGGGAUUGGAGACUCAAAAGAGAAGGAGGUUCUGCUGGAUGAAGAUGAUGACUUAUGGACGCAGUUGCGUCAUAUGCAUAUUGCAGAUGUCACAAAGAAAGUGACAGAACUGCUGAAGAACUUCUGUGAAAGUAAGCGGAUGACAACUGAUAAGGCUAACAUCAAAGACCUUUCUCAGAUCUUAAAGAAGAUGCCACAGUACCAGAAAGAACUCAGCAAGUACUCCACACAUCUCCAUUUGGCAGAGGACUGUAUGAAGGUCUUCAAAGCUACAGUUGAAAAGCUUUGUGCUGUUGAGCAGGAUCUUGCUAUGGGGACAGAUGUUGAAGGAGAGAAAAUAAAGGACCCAAUGAAACUCAUUGUCCCUGUACUUUUGGAUUCAGCUGUCAGUCCUUAUAACAAAAUUCGGAUUAUUCUUCUCUACAUUUAUUACAUGAACGGUAUAAAAGAGGAAAGUCUGUCCAAGCUUAUCCAACAUGCCAACAUCCAGAAUGACAGCAACAUCAUCAAGAAUUUACAGAACUUGGGCUUUCCUGUUAUACAUGGGUCUUUAGGUGGUUACAGUAAACCAGAAAGGAAGGCUCGUGUACAGGAGACAUAUCAACUAUCCCGAUGGACCCCGAUUCUGAAAGAUGUUAUUGAGGAUGCUAUAGAAGAUAAGCUGGACAGGAAGCUUUGGCCGUUUAUUUCUGAAAAUGUAACCACAGUAAAUGCUGCUCCAGCUGUAAGUGCUCGCUUUGGAAACUGGCACAAACCCAAGACUGCAGCUGAGUACAGAACAGGUCCUCGGUUAAUUUUGUUUAUAAUUGGUGGAAUGACAUUCUCAGAAGUAAGAUGCUCUUAUGAAGUCACCAAGGCAACUGAUGGCAAGUGGGAGGUGUUGAUUGGUUCGUCUCAUGUCAUAACUCCAGACAGCUUCUUGGAUGACCUGAAGAAACUGGAUCAGCCUUUGCAGUAGAUCAUGAAGUAGGAAUCUGAAUUCAUGCUGAACAGAGAAGGGUGGACUAUCAGCCAUUGUUGUCUCUGAAAUCAGGGUUCCUUGUCCUACCAACUAAGCUUUGACUUGGAAUCACUCACUCUGCCAGACUAUUGAUUCUGGACUAUUUGAACUGCUGCACAAAAUGGCCGCACAUGCUUUAUAUGUGUUUCACUCUUGUUUUAAAUCUCGGCCUUGGAACCACUGAAUCUGAAUGAAGUGUGAUGUGUUUUGUUUCAUUUAAAUCAUGGAGUGUUAGAAGUGUAAAUCCUCCUUUAGAGGUGCUACAUUUCUUCUCUUAAAUUAAUUUCAUAAGCACUUCACUGUAGUCUAUUGGUAAGAUUUGUUUGCAGCUGGGGAUGCAGCAAUUCUGAGAAUGAUGUGUUAGUAUGUAUUGGAGAUGAUACAGCCCCACUCGUGUCUUUCACUAUUGUAUCACAGCAUCCCUGAUCAUCUUCUCAUCCUGUUGUAAACAAAGAUUAUUGUGUGUAACUUUGCUGAUCUUUUAAACGUUUCCCCACCAGAAACAUUGUUACAGCAAACAAAUAGGUAUUUGAUAAGAUGUAUGGCUAUUGGAAAGAAAAACUGAGAAUCUCAGGAUCAAGCUAGCAGGAUUGUAUGGUUGAAAGGCUACUUUUUUGUGCAUUAUUUGUAAUAAACCAGAGGUUGCUCAAAAGCACAACCAUAGAUGGUGUAUGCUGAAGAGUUUAUUUUAAUAACUUAUGUAUGCUUUGUGCACCAGGCCUCCCUAAUGUAACGCUUGUGUAGACUGCCAGUAAUGUACUUUAGUAUUGUUAUUAUGGUUUGUUUUAGUCUGCCUCGCAACUCUGGACUUAAGCAAGCACAAUACAUUUGGUAUUGCAUAAUUUAGAUUUUUUGCUUCAACAACAAAGACUGAAAUGUAUUGCUGGUUUGUAGCUACUCAGUAUUCAGUCCUUUGCACACUAUAAUUUUCCCAGAUAUUUUGUAGCUGUUCUUGUAUUUUUGAGAAAUCCACACUCCAAGUUGUCCUACCUAGGCAGGUAUCAAACAGAGAAGAGAAAUUAAAAAAAUGUAUCCAUCUUUUAUCAUUUUGUUAGCAUUUAUUGAGACUCAGAUUCUGGAAAGUUCCAGUAAGUGAUUGAUGUCACGGACAGUGUAUGCUCAUUCAAGAUUGCAUGUUUACAGCUUUUCUGUCUUGCUUGCUUCUUUUGCAACAGGCAUUUCUUUGCUGUAGUAGCAUUACAUUAUCAGGGUAAAACAAAAGUUCAAGUCUUAUCUUUUUCCAUUAUCGCACAAUUUCACGCAUGGUCAUACAUUUGAAGAGUAACAGCUGAAGUAUUUCUAAUUCUACUACAUGACCACCACUACUAACUUAUUUUCCGAGCAUGAUUUAUUUAUCGUUGUAACCAAAAAUACAUUUUAGUCUUCCUCUAAGGUCUUCCUUGUUAUCCUUUGAAAGCUUUUUAACAGUACUGGAUGUGGCAGCCUGUUUCUGGAAGCCCUUUAUGGAUUAAAUAAAAUCAAGAACUUUUUUCCAUAGGUAGUUUUGCAAUGAGUUAAAAGCAGAUAAGUGCAAGUGCAUGAACAUUGUAGUGAGAGAAGGAACACUGAAGGCAAGACUCGUAUAGGAUUUUUUUUUUGUUUUCCCCUGCAGGGUAGGUUUAAAUUCUUUUGGCUAUAUCAUAUAUAUUUGGAUUUAUUUACAACAGGUGUCCCGUAUUAUUUCUGUCAUGUAUAGACUACACCUGCUUUAUUACCAUUGGUUACAUUCCAGUUGCUAUUUUAUAAUGCUGUAUCAUUUUCACUGUUGUUCAUUUAUCAUUGCUAUGCCAAGCACAUUUUCUAGAAUGACUCUGAGAAAGUAAUAUGCCAUAGACCCCUUGACAAGUCUGUUCCCUUUUAAAUAAGUGUGACAGGUGGUAACAAAGCCAUUAGUCUGCUCAUUGUAACACUGAAAUACAAGGCACCAUUGCUUAUUGUCCAAAUGGCAGAGUUUAUACACAUUCCAGUUUAGUAGUAUUGUACGUGGCUUACAUUCCUUAAGAUUUUCUAAUUUGAUAUUAGUAGUCCAUUCAUCUUUGUGUGCCAUUAUAGCAGUAAUGUGCCUUGCUCUUUCUUGAGAAGAAGCAAGAGUUUAGUUACAUGAAACAUCAUAAAGCAAGUAAAAUUAAUAGAACAUUGUUGGUUCAGAGAGAUACAAAAUUGUUGGUUUAUAACUGAGAUGAAUGUUCCAUUGUUUUCCACUUUUACAUGCUCUUAAUUUUGAAUCCAGUGAGGUCUAAUAAGCUUAUAAACUUGAAGCAUUGUUAUUGCCUUAAAUGCAAAAAAAAAAAUGAAAAUGAUUGCAGUUGUAGUUCAAGAAAUGAAAUAUUUGGGGAAGUGAAAUAUUUCCAGCUUCCCACAACAUUGAGUCACAACAGCUUUGUGAUUUUAGAUGUUUGUGCUCUUAAUUUUACAAAGACUGUUGGAUAAUGUAAUAUACUUUAUUUGACACACUUUUAUCACUCCGACAGCUAAUUUAGCAUGUUAACGUUCACAGUUUUAUAGCUCCCACAAAUGCAGUAAAGCUUUGAACCAAAGAACUAUUUUAGAUUAUCAUAUAGGCCUUUGUGUUGUCUUUUGUAUUCUAGGAGCAUCACACCAUUAAAAGGUGCAAAACUGUGCAAGUACUCUGGUUUGCCAAGAUUAAACACAUACACUUUUAAGCUCUUAAUAUUUAUUUAACUUUAAUGUCAGAAGAAUUUGGGUCUGGCUACCGCAACCUUUGUACAAUGUGACAUUUCAGCUAUUUGUAUUUUGGUGCCAAGGCUUUUCAGCUGCUGCUACUACUACUUUUUACACUGUAGAACAUCUUUCCAUCCAUUCUGAUGUGUGCUGUUUAGAAAUAAUUAUUGGGUGUGAUCUGCAGUUGUGUGAUGUGCAGUGUUCUGGUUAGUGGUAAUGUUGACCAGAAUAGGCAUGUAUAUACUGAGUACAACCUGAGAAACUGCAUUGAUAAAAUAUUGAUUAUUUUUGACUGUGAAGAAGUAUAGAACUGCCAGAAACUACACCGAAGGAUCUGUAUUUUUUGAAGAAAUAAGGAUCUAUCUAACAUAAAAUGUACCUAGAAAAAGCUAAUAUUCUUUACUGGAAAAUAUAAAGAUAUGUUGCCUGUCUAAAUAAAAAGAUGAUUUAUGGAAAA
Messenger RNA from Protopterus annectens (West African lungfish), 5485 nucleotides. Its product is annotated as syntaxin-binding protein 2-like. Gene Ontology annotation, biological process: vesicle-mediated transport; intracellular protein transport; neurotransmitter secretion. The transcript has 20 exons. The record is from RefSeq and is a predicted model, not a curated record. Gene Ontology annotation, molecular function: syntaxin-3 binding. Gene Ontology annotation, cellular component: plasma membrane; secretory granule. The coding region runs from base 1 to 2304 and encodes 767 amino acids. Lineage: Eukaryota; Metazoa; Chordata; Ceratodontiformes; Protopteridae.